Mucor mucedo is the source of this 4365-nucleotide messenger RNA. Its product is annotated as ABC-2 type transporter-domain-containing protein. Lineage: Eukaryota; Fungi; Mucoromycota; Mucoromycetes; Mucorales; Mucoraceae. The coding region runs from base 1 to 4365 and encodes 1454 amino acids. Gene Ontology annotation, molecular function: ATP binding; ABC-type transporter activity; ATP hydrolysis activity. The transcript is spliced from 3 exons. The record is from RefSeq and is a predicted model, not a curated record. Gene Ontology annotation, biological process: transmembrane transport. Gene Ontology annotation, cellular component: membrane.
AUGGAGGAAAAUCAUGUGAGAAACGACGGUGAAGUUAGUAACGAAGACGAUCUUAUAUACACUUAUGCUUCAUCCAACAGCAUCCCAGACAGCCGAAACAAUAUCGUUGAAUCUGAUAGUUUUGGUGAGGAAGAAGCCAAUCAAGUAAAUAUAGAAGGUGAGAGCGCCAAGGAAGAAUACGAGUCACUGAAAAGGGAGCUCACCGUAUUGAAUCAUCAAGGCAAUCCAUCUCAAGCAGAAGAAGGUCAGGCCGACGCUCAAAAUUUUAACUUAGAUGAAUAUUUACACGGUAUCAAACAUCAAAUUGAUGAAAAUGGGCAUAAGGGUAAAAACCUUGGUGUUUCCUGGGAGAAUCUUCAUGUCGAGGGGCUUGGAGCUGAUGCGUAUACUAUUCCCACAGUUUUUAGUCAAGUGUUGAGUAUAGUAUCUUUCUGGAAAUUAUUUCGAAAAUCGAGUGGCAGUAAAAGAGUUAUUAUUCAAAAUAUUACGGGUUGUUGCAAAGAUGGAGAAAUGUUGUUGGUUCUUGGACGUCCGGGUGCUGGAUGUUCAUCUUUUCUAAAGGUAAUUGCCAAUAUGAGAGGAUCCUACACAAGUGUAGAAGGAGAUGUAAAUUACGGUGGCAUCGAACCUGAAAAGUUUGAUAAAAUGUACCGAGGCCAAGUGUGUUACAACUCAGAAGAAGAUCAACAUUACCCUACACUCACUACAAAGCAAACACUACAGUUUGCCCUCCGUACAAAGACCCCCGGUAAGCGUUUACCCGAACAGUCUAAGAAUGAAUUUGUUGAUCGAGUGCUUUAUAUGCUUGGUAAUAUGCUGGGCUUAACAAAGCAAAUGGAUACAAUGGUAGGCAAUGCCUUUGUUCGAGGUCUCUCCGGUGGUGAACGUAAAAGACUUUCAAUUGCCGAACAAAUGACCACUCGAUGUACAAUUAAUUGUUGGGAUUGCUCAACCCGUGGUCUUGAUGCGGCUUCUGCUCUUGACUAUGUUCGCUCUCUUCGUAUCGGCACCGAUGUUUUCAAUGUCACUACAAUAGCAACACUUUAUCAGGCGUCAAAUAGUAUUUUUGAGCUCUUCGAUAAAGUUCUUCUGCUCGAUGAAGGUUACUGUAUAUACUUUGGGCCAUCAGUGGGAGCUAAAAAGUAUUUUGAAGAUCUUGGAUUUUUUUGUCCACCAAGAAAGUCCAUUCCAGAUUUCUUGACUGGUCUUUGCAAUCCUAUUGAGCGUGAGGUUAAACCUGGAUUUGAAGAUGUUGCACCAAAACAUGCUUCUGAAUUUCAAGCGAGGUACGAACAAUCCGAGAUCAAAAAAUACAUGCUGGACGAUCUUGAAUCAUACAAAAAUAAUUGUCGAGAAAAGAAUAAAGCUACCAAAUUUGAAGAAGCUCUCAAUGAUGAACAUCAGAAACGUGCAGGGAAAAAAGCGCCGUAUAUAGCAUCGUUUUAUCAACAAGUAAAGGCUCUUACGAUUCGGCAGCAUCAUCUUCUCAUAAAGGACAGGCAGAAUAUUAUAUCCAGAUAUGGCACUAUUCUUAUACAAUCCUUAAUCACGGCGUCCUGUUUCUUCAAUCUCCCAAGAACUGGUGCUGGUGCACAAUCUCGUGGCGGUGCUCUCUUUUUUAGUGUUCUCUUUAAUGCUUUUAUUUCACAGGCAGAACUUGUGAGGUUUCUAAACGGCCGACCCAUCCUGGAAAAACACAAACAGUAUGCACUUUAUCGACCCUCUGCAUUUUAUAUUGCACAAGUCAUUAUGGAUAUUCCAUAUGCAGUUGUUCAAGUAGUAUUAUUUGGGGUUUGUGCAUACUUUAUGAUGGGAUUAAAUUUAACAGCAGGUCGAUUUUUUACGUUCUUGGUGACCUUGUUUUUUACCAACAUGUGCAUGAAUGGCUUCUUUCGCUUGUUUGGUGCACUUACUUCCAGUUUCUUUUUGGCCACUCAGAUUACAGGUGUUUUGCUUGUAUGUAUGCAAUCUUACACUGGCUAUACCAUUACCUAUAAUGAAAUGCAUCCUUGGUUAUUUUGGAUAUAUUAUAUCAGUCCAAUGACAUAUGCUUAUAAGACAAUCUUGAUAAAUGAAAUGAGUGGGCAAGUUUACUCAUGUGAUGGUCCAGGAAGCUCAGUUCCAUACGGACCUGGAUACACUGAUUGGAGAUAUAAAGUGUGUACUAUGGUUGGUGGUGUUCCUGGCGAGAACUAUGUCAUGGGUGACAGCUACCUUCAAAAUGCAUUGACAUUUACCCCUUGGCAAAUGUGGGCUCCUGAUUUUGUGGUGGUAGUUGCAUUCUUUGUUUUCUUUACAUUUCUUACAGCACUGGCAAUGGAGGUUGUUGGGUUAAGCAAAGCCGCUUCUCUUACGAAACUUUAUCUUCCUGGAAAAGCCCCCAAACCUCGCACUGCCGCUGAAGAAGACGCGCGCAUUCUUAGACAAUCAAAAAUUACCGAGAAUAUGGAGACAAUAUCAACCGGCACUACGUUCUCAUGGCAGCAUGUUAACUACACUGUUCCCAUAAAAGGUGGUACGCUUCAAUUAUUAAACGAUAUAGGUGGCAUUGUUAGACCUGGUAAUCUAACGGCACUUAUGGGAUCUUCUGGUGCUGGCAAAACAACACUUUUGGACGUGCUGGCUAAACGAAAGACAAUAGGUGUUGUUGAAGGGAACAUUUACCUGAAUAAUGAAAUCAUAAUGAACGACUUUGAGCGAAUCACGGGUUACUGUGAGCAGAUGGAUGUUCAUCAGCCUGCUGUUACCGUCAGAGAAGCACUUCGGUUUUCGGCUUACUUGCGUCAGCCCAAUAAUGUAUCUGUCAAAGAGAAAAAUGAAUACGUCGAACAAAUUAUUCAACUUCUUGAAAUGGAUGAUAUAGGGGACGCCCAAAUUGGUCAGGUUGAAAGCGGGUUUGGUAUUUCUGUGGAAGAACGCAAGCGGUUGACUAUAGGCAUUGAAUUAGUCGGUAAACCUCAACUGCUUUUCUUGGAUGAACCCACCUCUGGUCUUGACUCGCAAAGUUCAUUCAACAUUAUUCGGUUUAUUCGUAAACUUGCCGAUGCUGGUUGGCCAGUAUUGUGCACGAUUCAUCAACCUUCUGCGAUUUUAUUCGAACAUUUUGACCAUUUACUUCUACUUGUUCGGGGUGGUAAAACAGCCUAUCAUGGUGAGAUUGGUGCCGACUCCCGUAUAAUGAUUGAUUAUUUCGAAUCGAAAGGUGGACCUAAAUGCUCCCCUGAUGCUAAUCCUGCGGAGUAUAUCCUCCAAGUGGUCGGUGCUGGUACAGCUGGAAAAUCCUCGGUUGAUUGGGCCGAGGUAUGGAAAGGGUCAGCUGAAUCCCAGGCCCUGGACGCUGAACUUGAGGAGAUCCAUCAAACAGCCGAUAAAAACCCAACUCGAACAGCUCUCACUUAUGCUACACCUCUUCCUACUCAAUUUCGUCUAGUUAUGCGUCGCAUGUGGAUUGCUUAUUGGCGUUCUCCCCAAUAUAACAUUGGGAGAUUUCUCAAUAUUUUGUUUACUGCACUUGUCAGUGGUUUCACCUUUUGGAAGCUUGGGAAUUCUUCAUCUGAAAUGUUGAGAAAGGUGUUCGCUCUUUUUAGUACUUUUAUUAUGGCAAUGAUUAUUAUUAUUAUGGCUCAACCCAAAUUUAUGACUGAGCGUAUGUUUUUCCGUCGAGAGUAUGCUUCGCGUUAUUACAGUUGGAUCCCGUUUGGCAUAUCGGCUGUGUUAGUUGAAAUACCUUAUAUUCUUUUCUUUGCUGCUAUAUUUAUGGCUGGUUUUUAUUGGACAGCCGGUAUGGUAAAUACAUCUGAAGCAUGUGGGUACUUUUACGUCACAUUUGUAAUGAUUGUAUGUUGGGCGGUUACAUUAGGAUUUGAUAUCGCAGCAGUGGCCGAACUUCCAACUAUGGCAUCUGUCAUUAAUCCUCUCUUUAUAUCCGUUCUUAUUCUCUUUUGUGGUUUGAUGCAACCCCCAAGCCAGAUGCCAAGGUUUUGGAGUUCAUGGAUGUAUUGGCUUGACCCGUUUCAUUAUUAUAUUGAAGGGCUCACAGUAAAUGAGUUGGAGCAUAUCAAAGUCGUCUGUUCUGAGCGUGAUCUUUUACGUUUUUCUCCUCCUCCUGAUCAAACAUGUGGUGAAUAUAUGAAGAAUUUCUUUGCUUUCCCUGGGGUGACUGGCUACCUGGAUAAUCCUGAGGCUGUUCAACCUGAAAAAUGUGGUUAUUGCACAUACAGCUCAGGGCCUGAUUUUUAUCAGACAAUGAUGGGUUGGAAUGCAUCCAACAAAUGGCGAAACUUUGGCAUCCUAGUUGCCUUCUUUUUUUUUAACUAUAUUUUAUUUGUUAUUCUUGUAUUUUUUAGACGAAGACCUAAUCGUUAG